CACUAUAUCCUCUACCCUCCUUUAGAGAGCUGCUGAAUGUGCACACCAUUCCCUUCUCCUUUCUGUCAGGAUGUUCAUGCAUUUGGAGGUCUGUUACUAUAUCUUCAUUUUGAUGUCUCACAUGACACGAUCCUGCAGCAGCUGGUCAGUGAAUAAUUUCCUGAUGACUGGACCCAAGGCAUACCUGAUCUACUCCAGCAGUGUAGCAGCCGGGGCUCAGAGUGGGAUAGAGGAGUGCAAGUAUCAGUUUGCCUGGGACCGAUGGAACUGCCCUGAGAGAGCGCUGCAGCUGUCUACGCACAGUAGCCUUCGCAGCGCUAACAGGGAGACAGCAUUUGUCCACGCCAUCAGUUCAGCAGGAGUCAUGUACACUCUGACGAGGAACUGUAGCCUGGGGGACUUUGACAACUGUGGUUGUGAUGACACAAGGAACGGACAGCGCGGGGGACCAGGAUGGCUGUGGGGGGGUUGCAGUGACAACGUUGGGUUUGGUGAAGCCAUCUCCAAGCAGCUGGUUGACGCCCUGGAGACAGGUCAGGACGCACGGGCUGCAAUGAACCUCCACAACAAUGAGGCUGGACGGAAGGCUGUGAAAGGGACCAUGCAGCGGACUUGUAAGUGUCAUGGUGUCUCUGGGGCCUGCACGACACAGACCUGUUGGCUUCAGCUACCAGAGUUCAGAGAGGUGGGAAACUACCUGAAGGAGAAGUACCACCGGGCCCUGAAGGUGGAUCUUCUCCGGGGGGCCGGCAACAGUGCAGCCAGUCGAGGGGCUAUUGCAGAGACGUUCAGCUCCAUCUCUCGUAAAGAACUGGUCCAUCUGGAGGACUCCCCAGACUACUGCCUGGAGAACCGUACACUCGGUCUGCCCGGCACGGAGGGAAGAGAGUGCCUGAAGAAGGGCAAGAGCCUAAACAAAUGGGAGAAGCGGAGCUGCAAGAGACUGUGUAUGGAGUGCGGUUUAGCGGUGGAGGAGAGGAAGGCAGAGUUGGUGUCGAGUUGCAACUGUAAGUUCCACUGGUGUUGUGCAGUGAAGUGUGAGCAGUGUCGCAAGACGGUGACCAAGUACUUCUGUGUCAAGAAAGGGGGGCAGAGAGGGAAGUAUGAGAAUGCCGGGAGCCGAAAGAAGAACCUGAGGCUGAGGAAGAAGCACUGAGUGGCGUCCAUCUUCAUCCUCGCCACGGCCAAGCUGAUCUUUAUAGACUUUCCGUGUCUGAAAUUGUGUUGCCUCAAAAUGUCCCCUUUUCAAAUGCUUUCUGCCUGUGUCCUAAAGACAUCAUUAGACAUUAUUUAACAAUCAAAUGUUUAACAGUGGGAAAAUGUGUGUAAAGAAACAUGUUGAUAAAUCUAAGAUAGUGAAAAACGAGAGGGAAUCUAUUAGUUGUGUAGAACUGAUGGUAUACAUUUUAUACAUAUAUUUAAAAGUAUAUUUUUGUACUUUUUUUCCAAUUAUAUUAUUUUCAGUCAUAUUGGGCAUUUCAAGCAAGUUACAGAUGUCCAUUCUGAGUAAUCUCCUUCAAACCUGAUUGCUUAAACAACUCUCCCUGAAUGGUCAGUCAAUGGCACAACUUAACAACAUCUUAUUUAUUGUGAAAAGUACCACAAAAGAGCUACGGCUUCUCUAACUGGUCAGUUUAUCGAACAUUCCACCUGUCAUGAUGACAACUCCCGCACUCUAUAAUUGUGACAGCGCUGAGAUCGAGCAGCCCGCUUGUUUGGUCAAGCGUGCAUUAUAACAAAUAUUCAAAUUAUAGGUUUGAAAAAAGGGGGUCAUUCCCCUAUCCUCGCCUCCCCAACACUUCCCUGUCCAGCCAUGCCUUGCCCAUGUAUUUAAUUGUAAAUAAAAUGAAGCACUUUGUUCAGUAUAUUGUUAAUUUAUUGCACAGGUUUUCCCCAAAUUUUUUGCUUUAUUCAUA
Esox lucius (northern pike) is the source of this 1916-nucleotide messenger RNA. RefSeq names its product wingless-type MMTV integration site family, member 8b (gene wnt8b). The transcript is spliced from 7 exons. Gene Ontology annotation, cellular component: extracellular region. NCBI's taxonomy places the organism in Eukaryota, Metazoa, Chordata, Actinopteri, Esociformes, Esocidae. The record is from RefSeq and is a predicted model, not a curated record. Gene Ontology annotation, biological process: multicellular organism development; canonical Wnt signaling pathway; neuron differentiation. Bases 71 to 1156 code for a protein of 361 amino acids. Gene Ontology annotation, molecular function: frizzled binding; cytokine activity.